AUGCGCUGGUGCUUCUGCAAACAUUCUAUAACCACCGUAAACACAGUAAAUUGCAAAGUAGAAGAUUUGAAGAAAAAAGAAAUGGAAAUAAGCUUAAAAGAGUGUGAACUUAAAAACAAGGAGAGAUAUUUAGAAAAUAAAAUUGUAGAGCUCAAUAGGCUUACUGACUGUAAAGUGAAAAAACAGUUAGCAGCGGCUGUUAAGUUAGAUAAUGCACGUAAAUUGUUAUUAAACGCAGUUAAUAACAAGGAUAAAAAUGAAAAAAAUCAGAAAUGUAAGUGCUACAAGUCGCAUAAAAAAAGCAAGCGUGAAUUUAAAAAACCUACACAGAAAUUGAAAUCUGAAAAGGAAAAACAAGCUGUAGAUAUUGUACAUAAUUUCUUUGAUAAUUUUUUUAAAAUAGAUAGGGAUAUGGCUAAACUGUCGAAAAUAAAUACCGAAGAUUUCAUAACUAAAUUUAAAAGAAUACUUUUGAAACCUUAUACCUUUCCACCUUUCCUAUGUAAUACAUGUAGAUGUAGACCAGAAUUCAGGCACCAGCAGCGAAGGAAAUGGGACGUAGCCGCAGGCGACUGUUAUUUGAUGACGCUACGAAAAACUCCACAAUUAUGGAUCUAUCACCGAUGGCCUAGAUUAUAUCCGAAGUAUUUAAGCACUAGAGCACAAUGUAAAAAUGUAAAAUUUUUACUGACGCUUUUCCUGGGAUUCUUAUUUUGGAUACCGUGCUUUAUUUGUUUGGAAAUAUGCAAGUGUUGCCUUUGCUUUUGCUGCUCCGAUUGU
This is a messenger RNA of Brenthis ino (lesser marbled fritillary), 780 nucleotides long. The record is from the annotation of a GenBank genome assembly. Lineage: Eukaryota; Metazoa; Arthropoda; Insecta; Lepidoptera; Nymphalidae.